Cyprinus carpio (common carp) is the source of this 1010-nucleotide messenger RNA. Its product is annotated as lipid transferase CIDEA-like. The record is from RefSeq and is a predicted model, not a curated record. Gene Ontology annotation, biological process: regulation of apoptotic process; apoptotic process. NCBI's taxonomy places the organism in Eukaryota, Metazoa, Chordata, Actinopteri, Cypriniformes, Cyprinidae.
CACUGACUUCUGAAAACUAGUUUAAAGUCUCAGAUGUAGCAACAGUUCACAGUAAUCUAUUUUAAUGUGAACACAGUAGCAGAAAACAGCCAGUAUAUCGUUGUGCUAGGAAAAGACUUGAAUUUAUUCACUAGUAGGGCAUUAGUAGUACAAACUCCUCCUGCGGGUCCUCGUUCUGCUCAGAGCAUUAGAGUUUUCAGUUACAGCUCAGUGAAUGUGUUUUUAACAUCUCCAGCAGUUCUGUGAAGUAUGGAGUACGCAAAAACCUUAGUUUCAACAUCUCUAAUGAGGUCUGUGUCGUCGGUUCAGACGUCUCUUGCCCAGCAAAUGCUGCCCCCUCCUCAGCCCCGUCCGUACAAGGUCUGCACGCAGAACCGCCGCAGGAGGAAAGGCUUCACCGCCACUUCUCUAGCAGACCUCAUGGAGCAGGUGGCCAGUUCUUUCUUGAUAACGUGUCAGUUCCUCACACUGGUGCUGGAGGAUGAUGGGACAGUGGUGGACUCAGAGUCUUUUUUUCAGUCUCUGCCUAUUAAUACUCCAUUCAUGGUCCUGGAAAAACAGGAAGCUUGGACCCCCGUUAAACUGGUUCUGCCAAGUUUCAGACAGCCAAGAAGAAGCGGAAUUGCCAAACUGAGCUUUGACCUGUACAGAAUGAACCCAAAGGAUUUUCUGGGCUGCCUCACCGUUAAAGCCACGCUCUAUGAAACAUACACACUCUCAUAUGACAUCAAGUGCACCAGAGCCAAGUACUUUCUCAAGUCUUUAUUGUGGUGUUUCAUGUACAUGGCCAAACUGGCGGGUCAGGUUCUCCUGUGUGGCUCUGCGUAUGUGUUGCGGUAUAUUAGGGAUGAGGAAUCCUCCGGCUAAACGUCAUGUCAGCUGGUGACAGAUCAAAAUAGUGGGAAGAAAUCAAUACUGCACUCAUGUUUAGUUUUUGCUUACAUGUUUAGACAAAUAUCAACGUAUUUUGUCCUUGGUACAUUAUGUUUUAUGUGGCAGAACUGCUUAUU